UAUAACUCUACACGUGAAAUGGUUCAACCUAUGUUAUUAUCUACAAAAUAUGUCGCACUUACUUCAGAUAUUUGGACUUCUAUAAAUACUAUUUCUUUUAUUACAGUGACUGCACAUUUUUUCGAUGUGAACUUUAACUUAAAAACGUAUGUUUUAGCUACAAAAAACUUGGAAUCUAGUCAUACAGCACAAUAUUUGUCCGAAAUUUUAGCAGAUAUCAUAAGUGAUUGGGCUAUCGAAGUAAAAGUCAUUGCGAUUGUAACAGACUCUGUUGCGAAUAUAAAAACUGCAAUUAGAUUACUUGGGAUUGAUCAUAUUCCGUGCGCUGUUCAUAAAUUAUACAAUGCCGUAAAAAAUGCUUUUAAAAGCGAAGAUACUGAUGAUUUUAAUAAUGACACUACUACAGCUUCUCGUUCUGAUGAAAUAGAAGUUAAGAAACUAAUAAAAAUGUGUCGAUCUAUUGUUGGACAUUUCAAACAUAGCGAAGUAUCGAGUAGACUUCUUCGCGAUAAACAAGAACAACUUAAUUGUCUUAUUUUAAAAGUUAAACAAGAUAUCGCAACUUAUUAUGUUUGAACGUCUUUUAACGAUUAAAGAACCCUUAAUGCUAGUUUCCAUGUCUUUACCACGUUGUCCUAAUAUGCCAACAAAUGAACAGUGGAAAGUUAUUAAUGAUUUUGUUACACUUCUGAAACCAUAUGAAAGUUUGACUGUACAACUAUCAUCAGAAAAACGACCAGCUUUAGGAAAAGUUAUACCACUUAUAAGAGGUUUACUAUUAACAGUUGGAAAUAAAAAUCCAGCAACAUCCCCGGGAAACUAUUUGAAAAAAUUUUUUUUAGAAACAACUGUCUCUACGCUUCGUUCUCAAACUACCUUCUCAAUCACAGCAAAAGCAUCAUGUAGACAAUAUUUUGAUGUAGAAUUUUUAAACAUAAAGGAUAAUCCAAUAUUAUUUUGGAAAAAUAACAAUCUAAUGUUUGGGGCACUGUCCGAAAUUUCAUUGAAAUACUCAUACAUUCCGGCUACAUACGUACCAUUAGAAAGAAUAUUUCCUAAGAGAAAAAAUUAGUCUCGUUAAAAUGGUAUUGCUUUGUCUGAAUACCAAUUCAACUGGGACUGUCCUAAUGGAACACUACCAGCUUCGAUGCGAAACUGAGAAGGGAUUAAUUUUACUAUGACGUGUUUUUUUUGUUUGUGUCCGUUAACACUAUUCUCAGCUCUCGCCUAUCUUUCAGAAAGAUUUCUUUCAAUUAUACGUCAAAAGAUCACAAAUCGUAUCCAGUCGAAGACAUUACACUCAAAAAUUGAAAAAGAAUUACCUUGUUCCCCGUAAAUGGGGGAAAUCACUAAAAAAAAUUACAAAUUUAA
This is a messenger RNA of Daktulosphaira vitifoliae (grape phylloxera), 1371 nucleotides long. RefSeq lists its product as uncharacterized. The transcript is spliced from 4 exons. Gene Ontology annotation, molecular function: protein dimerization activity. NCBI's taxonomy places the organism in Eukaryota, Metazoa, Arthropoda, Insecta, Hemiptera, Phylloxeridae. The record is from RefSeq and is a predicted model, not a curated record. Bases 569 to 1072 code for a protein of 167 amino acids.